Hippoglossus stenolepis (Pacific halibut) is the source of this 1506-nucleotide messenger RNA. RefSeq names its product parapinopsin. Gene Ontology annotation, cellular component: membrane; photoreceptor outer segment. The transcript is spliced from 4 exons. Bases 320 to 1402 code for a protein of 360 amino acids. Lineage: Eukaryota; Metazoa; Chordata; Actinopteri; Pleuronectiformes; Pleuronectidae. The record is from RefSeq and is a predicted model, not a curated record. Gene Ontology annotation, biological process: visual perception; G protein-coupled receptor signaling pathway. Gene Ontology annotation, molecular function: G protein-coupled receptor activity.
AAAGGAGAAGAAACGUUUCGUAUUUAGAAAAUUGAUUUCGAGCACUAAUUUAUCCCGUGUUAAUAACUCUUCCAAUUACCAUUACAGCAGCUGGUUUGAUGGGAUUAAACCUCUAAAUCUCGUUACGGACCAAUUUCUCAUAUUGCAUUUGAUGCCUUUUCUAUCAGACAGGUGCAGAGUCUGAGAUCUUGGAAAUAAGAAAAGCUGAGGGAUCAGAAAUGAUAAGAUCUGUGACGCCGUGUCCUGAUCUGAGCACAGAGUCUCAGGGUUUAGUCCUCUGGCCUCACAGCGGUUUCACCUGGACUUCAUUUAGGGCGUCAUGGACAGCAACAGCACCGCGUGGAGCUCUAGCUCUCAUCCUCCGUACAACCACGCCGAGAUGGCGACGGUGGCUCCCACCAUCUUCCCUCGGGUUGGUUUCAGCAUACUUUCCUUCCUCAUGUUCAUCAAUACAGUGUUGACAGUUUUCAACAACGGCCUCGUCAUCACCGUGAUGCUGAGGAACCCGUCUCUGCUCCACCCGAUGAACGUCUUCAUCCUCAGCCUGGCCGUGUCUGACCUCAUGAUAGGCCUGUGCGGCUCCUUGGUCGUCACCAUCACCAACUACAAAGGCCAUUUCUUCAUUGGCCACACGGCCUGUGUGUUUCAAGGAUUUGCAGUCAAUUACUUUGGUUUGGUUUCUCUCUGCACUCUGACCCUGCUCGCCUACGAGCGCUACAUCGUGGUGUGUAAACCAAGAGCUGGUUUUAAGCUGAGCAUGCGGAGAAGCGUCAACGGACUCGUAUGCGUGUGGGUCUACUGCUUGUUUUGGGCCGUGGCUCCGCUGUUUGGCUGGAGCUCCUACGGACCCGAGGGAGUCCAGACCUCCUGCUCUCUGGCCUGGGAGGAAAGAUCGUGGAGCAACUACAGCUAUCUCAUCCUCUACACCCUCCUCUGCUUCAUUUUCCCCGUCACAGUCAUCAUCUACUGUUACUCCAAAGUGCUCAAAUCCAUGGAUAAGCUGAACAGGAGUGUGGAGCUCCAGGGUGGGCGUUCCCGCCACUUGGAGAACGAUCACGCCAUCAAUAUGAUCCUGGCCAUGAUUGUAUCUUUUUUUGUUUGCUGGCUGCCCUACACGGCGCUGUCAGUGGUCGUGGUUGUGGACCCUGAGCUCUACAUCCCUCCGCUGCUUGCAACCAUGCCCAUGUACUUUGCCAAGACCAGCCCUGUCUAUAAUCCCAUCAUCUACUUCCUCUCCAACAAACAGUUCCGCGAUUCCACCCUGGAGGUGCUGUCGUGUGGACGAUACAUUCCCCAUGGACCCACUAGUGUCAGCAUCAACAUGCAUACCUUGAACAGGAGGAGCCAUGUGAUCCCCUUAAACAGGAACAUCAGCAUGCAAUGCAGGGUUUUGCCUCUGUGACUGUCUCCGCUGUCGAAUGUCGGUGCCUCACCGUGGACACAGACCUGCACAUCCACAGGCUCGUGUCUCACACAGACGUCUUCACUGUGUCAACGAGCACAGAG